Molecule: messenger RNA, 760 nt
Organism: Darwinula stevensoni
Lineage: Eukaryota; Metazoa; Arthropoda; Ostracoda; Podocopida; Darwinulidae
Source: the annotation of a GenBank genome assembly
GCGAACGCGGGUUUCUUCCGAGGCCACGCGAGUCGGAUCACGUCGAUGGGACACGAAGCGGGAGCGGCGAGCGUCUCCGAUCUCUUCCUCUCGACGACGACGAGGAGCCUGGUCGCGAGGGGGAUCCUCCAGUGGCGGUUCGUGAUAUUUAGCGCUAGUGCCGCCACUGGGAUCCUCUUGAGCGGGGCCUGCACGGCGUCUUGGGUCUUCAAGAGCAUCGACGAACAAAAACGAUUCUCCGGUGUCCUUGAUGUGUACUAUGGGGAAAUGCCAGAUAUUGCGUACACGGACUGGAGUCAGCCGGACGACACGUUGCAGUACUCAGGGAAUCCGGGAUCGGCGAUCGGCGAUCGGCGAACGGCGAUCGGCGAUCGACACUUCGUCUGCCCCGUUAAGGAGUUCUAUGGGGAAGCGGCCUCCACAGGCAUCCCGGUCUAUCACUACCCCUUCACAUACGUGAGAAUAUUCCCCUCGUCGAUCGCUCUUCGUUUUCGAGUCCACGAAAAGCGACCCGCCGAAACCGCGACUGCAACGAUGAGGUGGGAAGAGCGCUUUUCGACCCGAUCGAGUUUGAACCCUUGGGGAACCUGGAUGGGAACGAUUCACUCGGAGGAACUCCCUUUCAUCGAGGGAUUUCCGUUCCACAAGUCCCGUGGAUACACGAGACCGGAGACGAAUUUCACCACCAUCAUUUACACUCGCCUCGACGCCUUCCUCUCCGACGGAUAAAAAUCCCUUCGACUUCUCUUCUGCGUUCCCG